Messenger RNA from Mus pahari (shrew mouse), 6754 nucleotides. It is a transcript of the gene Adgrl1, whose product is annotated as adhesion G protein-coupled receptor L1. The record is from RefSeq and is a predicted model, not a curated record. Gene Ontology annotation, molecular function: G protein-coupled receptor activity; carbohydrate binding; latrotoxin receptor activity. The coding region runs from base 1037 to 5866 and encodes 1609 amino acids. Gene Ontology annotation, biological process: cell surface receptor signaling pathway; heterophilic cell-cell adhesion; adenylate cyclase-activating G protein-coupled receptor signaling pathway. Gene Ontology annotation, cellular component: presynaptic membrane; axon; postsynaptic density. The transcript is spliced from 26 exons. Lineage: Eukaryota; Metazoa; Chordata; Mammalia; Rodentia; Muridae.
UUGGGGGAGGCGAGUGGAACUCCAGGCCAGGUUUCCGGGCCCUUCCUCGGGGCGCACGGGAGGGCUGCGGAGGCUAGUCCCGGGCGGUUAGUCCAGGCCAGGUUUUGCGCUUGCCCGCCGCCCCCCUCCCGGAGCCGGCGGGCCCGGCAGCGCCGAGAGCAGGCGGCUUGUCAUUGCUGGUGCCCCGCGCCCGCUCGCUCCGCGAGUCCUGCGGUGCCCACGGGCCCAGCCCCGCGCCCCCUGCUCCGGCCACCCCGGGGGCGCGACGCCGCCGCGCCUGCUUCCAGCUGCGUAGCCCCGGCCCCCUGCGGGCAGCGCGAGCGGUCGGCGCGGGAGCAGUCGGCGCUGCGACGCCCCCGCCCCGCCGUCUGCCGGAGACGCCCCGGCGGAUGGGGCCGCGCGGGCCCAGGAGCGGCGCCGCCGGGCGGCGGGGGCCAGCGCGGCCGCCCGGGCAGCCGCGUUAACCCUUCGCCCGCUGCCGUCCGGGGGCGCUGGGGAAGUCGCCUGGGCACACACGUGCCGCCUCCGUCGGGGCCGCGGAGCUGCGGGGGAGAUGCGGGCAGCCGGCGCCGCCUCGGGGGGCUCCGCCUCGCCCCAGCCCCCCGAGCUCUGACGCCGCCCCCGCCCCUCCGCCUCCACGCCUCGCUCCCCGGGAGGGGCGCAGACCCGCGCGCCCGGGGCCGGGGCCGCCUCCGGAGCGCCGCGAUCCGCCUUUUCUUUCCUUUUUUUUUUUUUUUCCCCCCCACCCCUUCCCUUUUAAAUUUUGGUCGGUGGCGGCAGUGCUGGGUCGGAGGAAAGAAGGGACACGGAGUCCUCCCUCGCUCAGCCACCCCCUCCCCGCUUCCCCCUGGGCCGGGCUCCGGGAGAUGUGCCGGGCGGGGGGCCCGGCUUCGCGGAGCCGCCGGAGGAGCGCGCACGGCCGACCCCGAAGCGCCGCUGGACAGGCUGGUGGACCAGGCCGUGGUACCCUGGUGAUGUGGGGCAAGGCCCCCCCCACAGUCCGCUGAGAUCCCUGUGCCCGACCCUGGCCUUCGCCAUGGCCCGCUUGGCUGCAGCACUCUGGAGUCUCUGUGUGACGACUGUCCUCGUCACCUCUGCCACCCAAGGCCUGAGCCGGGCCGGGCUCCCAUUUGGGUUGAUGCGCCGGGAGCUAGCAUGUGAGGGCUACCCCAUUGAGCUGCGGUGCCCAGGCAGUGACGUCAUCAUGGUGGAGAAUGCAAACUACGGGCGCACAGAUGACAAGAUCUGCGAUGCUGACCCUUUCCAGAUGGAGAAUGUGCAGUGCUACCUGCCUGACGCCUUCAAAAUCAUGUCACAGAGGUGUAAUAACCGAACCCAGUGUGUGGUGGUAGCCGGCUCUGACGCCUUUCCUGAUCCUUGUCCUGGAACCUACAAAUACCUGGAGGUGCAGUACGACUGUGUCCCUUACAGUGCCCUUUGCUUGCUAAAACCCUUCAGAGCCACGCUCCUACAGUCCGCUAGCAUCGCCCAGCCUUCUACUGGCUCUGCUUCCCUUCUGACAGCGUUCACACCCGAAUGGCCCUCACCCUCACCGUCUCCUCCACUCGCCGCUCCUUAUGUAUUACCCUGGGAACACUUCCUGUCCGCAAAGGAAGUGCUGCCCCUUAAGAUGAUCUUUGGGAGCCAGGGCCUGACUACCCUGCAUCUGACCAAGGGAAGCAGACAGAGCUUGUGUAUCCUCUGCGCACCAGCACCGCCAGUAUUCCCGCCCACUGUCCUCCCGCCUCCACCUACCGCCCCUCUGUCCUCUCACUUGGCUUCACACAGCCAGCCUGGAGGUGAAGCCAGGACGAUGGGUGAACGGGCCACUCACUGCUCGUUAGAAGUGGAGCAGAAAGUCUUCGUGUGCCCAGGGACCCUGCAGAAGGUGCUGGAGCCCACCUCCACACAUGAGUCAGAGCAUCAGUCUGGUGCAUGGUGCAAGGACCCACUGCAGGCAGGUGACCGUAUCUACGUUAUGCCCUGGAUCCCCUACCGCACGGACACACUGACUGAAUAUGCCUCAUGGGAGGACUAUGUGGCCGCACGCCACACCACCACGUACAGACUGCCCAACCGUGUAGAUGGCACUGGCUUUGUGGUCUACGAUGGCGCAGUCUUUUACAACAAGGAGCGCACUCGCAACAUUGUCAAAUAUGACCUGCGGACCCGAAUCAAGAGUGGGGAAACUGUCAUAAACACAGCCAACUACCAUGACACCUCACCUUACCGCUGGGGAGGCAAAACGGACAUUGACCUGGCAGUGGAUGAGAACGGGCUGUGGGUCAUCUAUGCAACUGAGGGCAACAAUGGGCGCCUGGUGGUGAGCCAGCUCAACCCCUACACAUUGCGUUUUGAGGGCACGUGGGAAACGGGCUAUGACAAGCGCUCGGCCUCCAAUGCCUUCAUGGUGUGCGGCGUCCUCUAUGUGCUGCGCUCUGUCUAUGUGGACGAUGAUAGUGAGGCGGCAGGCAACCGCGUAGACUAUGCCUUCAACACCAAUGCGAACCGAGAGGAGCCGGUCAGUCUCGCCUUCCCCAACCCCUACCAGUUCGUAUCUUCUGUUGACUACAAUCCCCGGGACAACCAGCUCUAUGUGUGGAACAACUAUUUUGUGGUGCGCUAUAGCCUGGAGUUUGGACCCCCAGAUCCCAGUGCUGGCCCAGCCACUUCCCCACCUCUCAGUACCACCACCACAGCCCGGCCCACACCCCUCACCAGCACAGCCUCGCCUGCAGCCACCACUCCACUCCGCCGGGCACCCCUCACCACACACCCGGUGGGUGCCAUCAACCAGCUGGGACCUGACCUGCCUCCAGCCACAGCCCCAGCACCCAGUACCCGACGGCCUCCAGCCCCCAAUCUGCAUGUGUCCCCUGAGCUCUUCUGUGAACCCCGAGAGGUCCGGCGGGUCCAGUGGCCAGCUACCCAACAGGGUAUGCUGGUGGAGAGACCUUGCCCCAAGGGAACUCGAGGAAUUGCCUCGUUCCAGUGCCUCCCAGCUCUGGGGCUCUGGAAUCCUCGGGGCCCUGACCUCAGCAACUGCACUUCUCCCUGGGUCAACCAAGUAGCCCAGAAGAUCAAGAGUGGAGAGAAUGCGGCCAACAUUGCCAGUGAGCUGGCCCGCCACACACGGGGCUCCAUCUAUGCUGGGGACGUGUCCUCCUCGGUGAAGCUGAUGGAACAACUGCUUGAUAUCCUGGAUGCCCAGCUCCAGGCCCUGCGGCCCAUUGAACGAGAGUCAGCCGGCAAGAACUAUAAUAAGAUGCACAAGCGAGAGAGAACCUGCAAGGACUACAUCAAGGCUGUGGUGGAGACAGUGGACAACCUGCUUCGGCCGGAGGCACUUGAGUCAUGGAAAGACAUGAAUGCCACCGAACAGGUCCAUACAGCCACCAUGCUCCUAGAUGUCCUGGAGGAGGGUGCUUUCCUGCUGGCUGACAAUGUCAGAGAACCUGCUCGCUUCUUGGCUGCCAAGCAGAACGUGGUCCUGGAGGUAACUGUCCUGAACACGGAGGGUCAAGUGCAGGAGUUGGUGUUCCCCCAGGAGUACCCCAGUGAGAACUCCAUUCAGCUGUCCGCCAACACCAUCAAGCAGAACAGCCGCAAUGGUGUGGUGAAGGUUGUCUUCAUUCUCUACAACAACCUGGGCCUCUUCUUGUCCACGGAGAAUGCCACAGUGAAGCUGGCAGGUGAGGCAGGGACCGGUGGCCCUGGAGGUGCCUCCCUGGUGGUCAACUCACAGGUCAUCGCAGCAUCUAUCAAUAAGGAGUCCAGCCGCGUCUUCCUCAUGGACCCUGUCAUCUUUACUGUGGCCCACUUGGAGGCCAAGAACCACUUCAAUGCAAACUGCUCCUUCUGGAACUACUCAGAGCGCUCCAUGCUGGGCUACUGGUCAACCCAGGGCUGCCGACUGGUGGAGUCCAAUAAGACCCAUACCACAUGUGCCUGCAGCCACCUCACCAACUUCGCAGUGCUCAUGGCUCACCGAGAGAUCUACCAAGGCCGUAUUAAUGAGCUGCUGCUGUCAGUCAUCACCUGGGUUGGUAUUGUCAUCUCCCUGGUCUGUCUGGCUAUCUGCAUCUCCACCUUCUGCUUCCUGCGGGGCUUGCAGACCGACCGCAACACCAUCCACAAGAAUCUGUGCAUCAACCUCUUCCUUGCGGAGCUGCUUUUCCUGGUUGGAAUAGAUAAAACUCAGUAUGAGGUCGCCUGCCCUAUCUUUGCAGGCCUACUGCACUACUUCUUCCUGGCCGCCUUCUCCUGGUUGUGCCUGGAAGGCGUGCACCUCUACCUGCUGCUGGUGGAGGUGUUCGAGAGCGAGUACUCACGCACCAAGUACUAUUACCUAGGCGGCUACUGCUUCCCAGCCCUGGUGGUCGGCAUCGCAGCAGCUAUUGACUACCGAAGCUACGGCACUGAGAAGGCCUGCUGGCUGAGGGUGGAUAAUUACUUCAUCUGGAGCUUCAUUGGGCCUGUCUCGUUUGUCAUUGUGGUGAAUCUGGUGUUCCUCAUGGUGACCCUGCACAAGAUGAUCCGAAGCUCAUCAGUGCUCAAGCCUGACUCUAGUCGCCUUGACAACAUCAAGUCCUGGGCGCUGGGUGCCAUUGCACUGCUCUUCCUGCUGGGCCUCACCUGGGCUUUCGGCCUCCUCUUCAUCAACAAAGAGUCAGUAGUCAUGGCCUAUCUCUUCACUACCUUCAACGCCUUCCAGGGGGUCUUCAUCUUUGUCUUUCACUGCGCCUUACAGAAAAAGGUGCACAAGGAGUACAGCAAGUGCCUGCGCCACUCCUACUGCUGCAUCCGCUCCCCACCUGGGGGCACUCAUGGCUCCCUUAAGACCUCAGCCAUGCGAAGUAACACCCGAUACUACACAGGGACCCAGAGCCGAAUCCGGAGGAUGUGGAAUGACACCGUGAGGAAGCAGACAGAGUCCUCCUUUAUGGCAGGUGACAUCAACAGCACCCCCACCCUGAACCGAGGUACCAUGGGGAACCACCUACUGACCAACCCUGUGCUCCAGCCCCGUGGGGGCACUAGCCCAUACAAUACACUCAUUGCAGAGUCCGUGGGCUUCAAUCCCUCCUCGCCCCCAGUCUUCAACUCCCCAGGAAGCUACAGGGAACCCAAGCACCCCUUGGGAGGCCGGGAAGCCUGUGGCAUGGACACCCUGCCACUUAACGGCAACUUCAACAACAGCUACUCCUUGCGAAGUGGUGAUUUCCCUCCAGGGGAUGGGGGUCCUGAGCCACCCCGAGGCCGGAACCUGGCAGAUGCUGCCGCCUUUGAGAAGAUGAUCAUCUCAGAGCUGGUGCACAACAACCUGCGGGGGGCCAGUGGGGGCGCCAAAGGGCCUCCACCAGAGCCACCUGUGCCACCUGUGCCAGGGGUCAGUGAGGACGAGGCCGGUGGACCGGGGGGUGCUGACCGGGCAGAGAUUGAACUUCUCUACAAGGCCCUGGAGGAGCCACUGCUGCUGCCCCGGGCCCAGUCGGUGCUGUACCAGAGUGAUCUGGAUGAGUCGGAGAGCUGUACGGCAGAGGAUGGGGCCACCAGCCGGCCCCUCUCCUCCCCUCCCGGCCGGGACUCCCUCUAUGCCAGCGGGGCCAACCUGCGGGACUCGCCCUCCUACCCGGACAGCAGCCCGGAAGGGCCUAAUGAGGCCCUGCCCCCACCCCCACCUGCUCCCCCUGGGCCCCCAGAAAUCUACUACACCUCUCGCCCCCCGGCCCUGGUGGCUCGGAAUCCCCUACAGGGCUACUACCAGGUGCGGCGGCCCAGCCAUGAAGGCUACCUGGCAGCCCCCAGCCUCGAGGGGCCAGGGCCCGAUGGGGACGGGCAAAUGCAGUUGGUCACUAGUCUCUGAGGGGCCUCAUGGACCAGAGGCCUGGCCAGGGAGGGAAUCCAGGAGGGGCUCUGGUGGGAGCAGAGACUGACGGAGGCAGUGGCUGGUGGGCCACUCUCUCCAGGUGCCCCUCUGCCUGUGGGCCCUACAGUCCCCUUGGGGACGAUGACCUGGGCCCCAGGUGCCAGGGUUAGUAGACAGGGUUUCCACCAGCCACAAGCCCCAGCCUCUCUAGGGGAGUGCAUUGAGGAGAAGCCCCCAGGGCCCUGGGAGUGAGGGAGAAGCUGGUAGGUGUGACCACCUUCUGAAGCUCCCUGCCUGUGGAGGGAGAAAGCAAGGGACACAGCUUCCCUGGGUGUGUGGGGGUUGCCACUUCUGAGCUGGCCAAAGCCUUGCAGGACCCACUAUCUGCUGCUCACUCUUCUCCAUCCACCAGAGGAACAGUGGGUCAGUGGGACAGAUGGAUUGGAUCCCUCCAUGCUACAGUACCUUGCUUCCUGGAGACUGGGCCUUACACCACGAGCGAGCCCGAGCCCAGGGGCUGGGGCUUGGGGGGAACUGGUGGUUAAUGGUGGAACUUUCUCUGAAGCUCCUUUCCACUUUGCUAUUGGUCCCUGUCUCCCCAGCAAGCCUGCCCCUCAGCCCCCAGAGUGCACCCAAUGACCCCCUCCCUUGGGGUGACUCCUGAUGAAGCACAACUCCCCGCAGAGCCCCUAACCCACUGGAGUGACCAUAUUUGGGCAGUUCCCAGUCCUGUGGGCUGGGCUAUCUGGGGAGCAGAUUUGGGGUCUGGGGCUCCCUGAGGAGUGGGUCCUGGGUUUGGAUCUUUCUCUAGGGGGUCCUCUUAUCCCUCUCUUCCUCCCCUAUUGCUGUAAAUAUUUCAACAAAAUGGAAAAGGAAAAAAAAAAA